This is a messenger RNA of Echinops telfairi (small Madagascar hedgehog), 614 nucleotides long. Its product is annotated as zinc finger protein 343-like. Gene Ontology annotation, biological process: regulation of DNA-templated transcription. NCBI's taxonomy places the organism in Eukaryota, Metazoa, Chordata, Mammalia, Afrosoricida, Tenrecidae. The coding region runs from base 273 to 614 and encodes 113 amino acids. The transcript is spliced from 3 exons. The record is from RefSeq and is a predicted model, not a curated record.
CCCACUGUAAAGGAUCCAGCAAUAUGAAAUUCCUUCUCCAUCCCACAGGUCCUGGAUACAUGGGAAUAAGAAGAUUUCCUAAGUGAGGAUUGAAGACAUCACCCCCCACAAGUUGCCAAGAUCCAUCUGGAGAUGAAAUGACUUGCCACUGGCCCUGUGGCCGAAUUUCAAGGCAGUGACCACCCUGACUGUGGUCAUUACAUUGCUUGGUCCUUCGGCCUAGGGAGAAUAGGACUAGGGAAAGGUCUUGGCUUCAAAGGACAGAUUAGAUAAUGGAGACCAUGAAGAAACCGACAAGAGGCUUGUCUUCUAAGGAUACCAACUGGCCCCAAGCGAAGAAGAGAAAGCCCCAAAUACUGGAGCCAGUUACAUUGGAGGAUAUCACUGUGGUCUUCACAGAAGCAGAAUGGGAGACACUGAGCUCUGAGCAGAAGAACCUGUACAGAGACGUGACGCUGGAGAUGUACAGGAAUCUGCUCUCCUUGGGUGAGGAUGUAGUCUUUUACUCAUUCAGUAAAUAUUUAUUGGCCACCAAUGUGUGCCAAAGGGGUCUUGGUAGUGUAAUCAUUAAGCACCCAGCUCCUUACAAAAAGGCCAGCAAUUUGUACUCCUGA